CGUUCAGGAGCGGCUGAAGCGGCUUGGGGUGACGGGGAGAAGCUUAAGCGCAUGCGCGCUUCCUCCUCCAUCCUCUCUGCUCUUUCAGAGACCCGAAGGAGCCGCAGGUAGGAGCUUCGCCGUGCCCAUCCUCUCCUAGGAGGCGGGGAUCGUGAGUACAGUAAUACCUUGGCCUGCUGCCAGCGGAUCACGUGACUCCAGGUUGUCUCCUUUGUAUCUGCAGCAACGGGGCAGACUGCUCCAGCCGCUGUUAUGAGGUAAUACUGAAAGAUUAUGUCCACUAUGGUGUACCCCAGGGAGGAGAAAAUGGACAAGCUAAGCCAAGAAGAGAUUAUCUCCAACACUAAGCUGGUGAUGCAAGGGCUGGAGGCCCUUAAGAAUGAGCAUAACUCGAUCUUGCACAGCCUACUGGAGACGAUCAAGUGUCUGAAGAAGGAUGAAGAAGCCAAUCUAGUACAUGAGAAAGCCAACCUGCUACGCAAGUCAGUGGAGAUGAUUGAGCUGGGACUUGGAGAAGCUCAAGUCAUGAUGGCUCUGUCAAACCACCUGAAUGCUGUGGAGUCCGAAAAGCAGAAAUUGCGGGCCCAGGUGCGCAGGCUCUGCCAGGAGAACCAGUGGCUACGGGAUGAACUAGCAAACACUCAGCAGAAGCUGCAGCGCAGUGAACAAACUGUGGCACAGCUUGAAGAAGAAAAGAAACAUUUGGAGUUCAUGAACCAGCUGAAGAAAUAUGAUGAAGAUGUAUCCCCAUCGGAGGAGAAGGAAGGCGAUUCCACAAAGGAUUCUUUGGAUGACUUGUUUCCAAAUGAGGAAGAGGAUCAGGGACAAGGAUUGCCUCAUCAACACAGCAGUGCCGUAGCAGCUGCUCAGCAAGGUGGUUAUGAGAUCCCAGCACGCUUGCGUACACUACAUAAUCUGGUGAUCCAGUAUGCAUCACAGGGACGUUAUGAGGUAGCUGUGCCUCUUUGUAAGCAGGCCCUGGAGGAUUUGGAGAAGACUUCAGGACACGAUCACCCUGAUGUGGCCACCAUGCUCAACAUCUUGGCCUUAGUAUAUAGGGAUCAAAAUAAAUAUAAAGAGGCAGCUCACCUGUUGAAUGACGCAUUGUCUAUUAGAGAGAAAACUCUUGGCAAAGACCACCCUGCAGUUGCUGCAACCCUAAAUAAUCUGGCUGUUCUCUAUGGCAAAAGAGGGAAAUACAAGGAGGCAGAACCAUUGUGCAAGCGUGCGCUGGAAAUCCGAGAAAAGGUUUUAGGCAAAGAUCACCCUGACGUGGCCAAACAGUUAAAUAACUUGGCUUUACUAUGCCAAAAUCAGGGCAAGUAUGAAGAGGUAGAAUAUUACUAUCGCCGAGCGCUGGAGAUCUACGAAUCCCGCCUAGGGCCUGAUGAUCCAAAUGUUGCUAAAACAAAGAACAAUCUGGCCUCCUGCUACCUGAAACAAGCCAAAUACAAGGAUGCAGAGACCCUGUACAAGGAAAUUCUCACCCGUGCCCACGUGAAGGAAUUUGGCACUGUUGAUGAUGAACACAAGCCUAUAUGGAUGCAUGCAGAAGAAAGGGAGAAAAUGAGCAAGAGUAAACAUGGAGAAAACAUCCCCUAUGCAGAGUAUGGUGGCUGGUACAAGGCCUGCAAGGUUAGCAGCCCCACAGUGAACACUACCCUGCGGAACCUGGGUGCGUUAUACAGACGUCAGGGCAAACUGGAGGCUGCAGAAACUUUAGAAGAGUGUGCACUGCGUUCCAGGAGACAGGGUAUUGACCCCAUUAACCAGACUAAGGUGGUGGAAAUUCUGAAAGAGGGUGAUGGCUCUGAGAGGAGGAGGAGCCGAGACAGCCUGGGGGGCAGCAUCAAAUAUGAGAAUACCACAGAUGGUAAUGAGGAAGCUUAAAUGCCUCCUGAGACUUCUCCCCCCUCCCUUCCACCAACACAAUCACCUGGAUGCUUAUGCAGCUUCUUUCGACUUUUUCUUCCAAACCAUCCCCCUCCUUCCACUGCUCCUGCUUUCCUCGGCAAGGACUCCACACCUGUCCCCCAACCAACCUUCCAUCCCAAGUGACUACCAAGGAGCACAGCAGAAGAAUAUUCAACUGGCUGCACACCGCUCUACUACAGCACCAACCAGCAAGAGAACAGGAAGAAACUCUACGAGGUUGCCUCUCCCCACUUCCUUUGUGUGCCAGAACAGGACUUUUUCAGGAUUCCUUGUGGUUCCUCUCUUCUCUUUCCUGUACCUGAACCAAGGGAGGGGGGUUGAUAUCUGAAAGUGACCUUGUUCCCUGUUCUGGAUACACUACAUUCACAAUUGCCCAUCUUCCUAUUCCUUGCCUUCACAUUUUGCUGCCUCCAUUUGAACAAUUUGCCCCCUCCUGAUCUUUCAUGCUGCUUCCCUUUUCUUUCUCUUGCUUCCAUGGCAGAGAGUACAAAAUUUUAAAAUAGAAACAAACACCCUAAUAUCUCCCCCCCUCCCAUAUUUAAAUUGUAGAUAAAUACAAUUUAUAGGAUAAAUGGGGUGAAUAAAUCACGCUCUUAACUGUUUGAUGACAAAAAAGUUUGAAUGCCCACUGCUGCUUUUAUACAAGCCUGGUUUCUAUCUUAUGCAGUAAUCUAGUCCAGAGACCCAUAAAGAAAGAUAUGGAAACAGCUCAUCUGUAUUCUCUAGUAUCUGAAGCCCUUUAGCUUCAGGAUGUAACAGAGACAAAAUCUUGAGCUGUACCUUCUCUCUAAAAUCUUACUUUCACAGAAAUGAAAAUAGGAUAAACAAAGGCAUUAGAUAUGGAAAGAUAACAAUAGCAGAAGGUGGCAUUAAGAGAGUGUUAAUGUUAAGUGUUUGAUUAAUCCAAGUCUGCACUUGCCUGGCCUGUCGCACUUCAGGAUGCUUGCAUUUCACAAGAAAAUGCUUCUCUAAUAUUACAACCUUGGGAAUAUUUUUCUCCCACAGUUCCUUGCUCAUAGAAGGAACAGUAAUUGCUGAACGAGAUGGCCUGUCACUUUUUCCUUAUCACUCUGGUCACAGAGCAAGAUGAGUAGGGUUGUUGAUGGAUUUUCUUCUCUGAAUUUAUUCUCAUUAAUGUAAAUUUUUAAUAACACAUUGCAUGUGUGGUCCCAGCCAAAUGCCACAAAGCAAGCACAUAGAAGAUUGGUGUGUUAAAUGGUAAUGUAGCACUAUAACUGCUGCUUAUUUAGAAGCAUGUCAAAUGAGCACAGAAGAAAGUAGGAAUUUGCACACCCUGUACAAGAAUGAUGAAGCAAGAAGUCUUGCAUGCAAGAACAAGGAGCACAGACAGUAGAAGGCAGAAGUUUUAAAGUGGGAAUAAGUUGGCCCACUGAGACAGCUCUGGAGGAAUUUAACAGAGGGAGAAAGGCUCUAGAAGAAGUGGAUUUUCAAUAUGUAUAGUACCAUCCUGUUUGUGUUUUCUUAGAGAUAAGUAAAAUUGCAUUUAAUUCUGUUUCCUCCCAGAUGUCUAGGAUUACCACCCUGGUAGAAGCCAUCUUUGAACGCCUGAGCAUGUUGCCAUUUUGCGAGCUAAGAUGGGGGCCCAGGGCAGGAGGAAAAGGGUGAUUCCCUCAGGAAUUGGGCUAUAAUAUUUUUCCAGGGUAGGGAUAUGACUCCAGAAUACAAAUGGGAUAUAUUGAUCUCAAAUUGUUGAGAAAGGGAGGAAAAAAACUGAUAAUAUUCCAAUCUGAAGAAAGUUGAGACAUGUUCGGUAUAGCAAAGAAAGAAGUCUUCUCUUUCACCCAGAAAAAACUGGAUGUUGAGAUUUUUUUAGGCUAGGAACCUAGUUUCUAAGAUAGUAAGUUUCUUUAUUAUUUACAUUGGUGUUAAAUAUGUGGUUCUUUCAUUUCUGAGGGAUAGCCAUAUGAUUUGAUCCAUCUCCUGGGCAAGCAGAUCUGAGGGAAGACCUCCUUUCAGCCUACUGGCUGAUCAUAGUUUUAGGCUGUGUGCAUGUGAGAGGGGGAGGGGGUUAAUGUAGUUCAAUACCUUUGUGAGUACAGCUGGUUUCUGAAAGAAAGAAAAUAUUAGAUAAGUUUACAACUUAGGCUAAGUAUUAGAUAAGACUUAAGCAGUCUUUGAAACUGCGAGUGCUGGCAAAUGGAACUGAAUAAUAAAAGUAUAGCACGAUCUCUUUGUAUGGCUCUUUUUGAAAUAGCCAUGCCUGUCUCCUGUUGGAGGAGCACCAAACCAGACCAUUCAUUCAACCCGGGAAGGUUAUACUCAGGUGGAGCUUUGCCACAGGGCAGUUCAAAAUGUCUUUUAUGCAGCUCCUUUGAGAAGUCUUGUGCAGCUGUGGUGGAACCUUUGCUUUUGGCCACAUGCUUCAGGAAAGGAGACAUUCAUGCAUGUCUGAAGCAGGGCAGCUUCUGCCUUCCCCUAAGGCUGAGAUGGGCAGUAAGUGUGAUCUGUCCUGUUGCUAAAAAGCCUCUUGUCCUACUUUCACUAGCAGUUAUGGCUCUGCCCUGCCCAAGUAGGGUAGGUGGCUGAUGAUCCAAUGAAGAAGCCCCUGGAGUGGACCUAAAUGUUGCUCUUGCAUCCUCCCCAUAAAAUGCUACCAGCUCUCUUCCCAGCUCUACAUACUGUGUUGUGCUGGGCUAUCUGCAAGUCUUUUUAUCUCACUGUCUAGGGGGGCUGAAACUCUGUGUUUUACUCUGCCUUUGAGACAUACAUGGUGCUUUCCUUGUUGCUGUGAACUAAUUUACCUCUGAUUAAAGGCAGAAGGACCCGAACCUUUGCUUCCUUGUGCCUCUUUUCCAUAUGCUGUCUUUUUUUUAAUCCAUUUCUUUCCAUAAAACACAAAUAUUUACACUACCAUACACUACAAAUAAUCUGAGUGUUUUUUCCCCUUCUUGUUCACUAGAAGAGCAGAAAACAGGUGUGCAUGUGUGUUUGUGUUUAAAAUAUGAAUGCUUUGUAUGGCAAUGGUGCAGAGAGAUGAAUCUCCCUUAGAAGAGAGUCAUUGCUUACAUAAAGUAGCUUUGAAUUUAAUCGCUCUAUAAAACUGAAGGGGAAAACAGAAAUUUUAAAAAGAUGGGAUUUUUGAAAGAUGUAUCUGUGUAGGAUGUUUUCAGGGUCUGAGAAUCUAGCCCUCAAGGAGAAAAUGCUGCUGAACAGCACUUCAAGGGACAAUAGCAUAAAUCAAGUCCCAUUUUCUACAUAUCUACCUUGCCUUCUUGAAGUCCAGCUGUGUUGGACUUCGGCUUCCCAGCUCCCUAGGUAAUAUGUGACUAUGCUUGCUAUGGCGUAUGGGAGUUGACAUCCAAUACAUUUGGAAGGUAUCAGAUUCAGGAAGUUGACUAUAUUGUAUCCCCAAGCUUACAGAACUUCUUUUUCUGCUUCUUCCCAGAGCAUAACAAAUCCUAGCAAUAAUGCUUAGCCUAAUGCUUAUUUUCUGCUAGCUAUGUAAUUAAGAAUGCAUUUAUAAUUGGAAAAUUAUGUAAAAAUAAAACUUCUGAAGCAGUUAAAAUAGGCAAAUUCAUGUUGCCUGACAGGAAGAAAGAAAGUAUUCUUUCCCAUAAAACCAAUAUGUUUUAAUAUUUCAUGCUAUUCAUGAUGGGAAUGCCUGCCUUGAUCAGGUGAUCAAUAAACAAUUUGUACCUGAUUUUUCUAAAAGACAAAAGUGACAGAAUGUGACACAGGUGUCUUGUGUAUUACUGUAUAUGUCUUUCUUUGAAAAUAAUAAUGAAGUAAUGGAUGUAGUGAUAUUCACGUUUUUGAGUUUCACUGAACUUUGCAUUGGACAGAGCUAGAAGUUAGGGAAUCUCAGGUGUUUAUAGCAAGCUUGACUACCAAGAAAGCCAGAGUUUGAUAUUCUCUUCCUGACAAUAAGCUCUAUUGAAUUCAGUGGAUUUUAUUUUUAAAUAGACAUGUAUACAAUUGGGCUUUAGAGAAUUUGCAUUGCUGAUGUAAUUUAUUGUUUUCUAACCAGUCACUUAGUCGCCCAUAGACAAUUUUGAAAAUAUUAAUAAACAACCUUUUAUAAAGGACAUGAAUACACUGGCAUUAUACUUGUAGUAAUGAUAUAGAUUUAUUGUACUUCACAGGCACAAUCUUAUAUUCAGCCUUCCCAACCUAGUUCUCUCCAGAUGUGCUGGGACCAUAGCACAAAGCUGGGAAUUUUGGAAGUUGUAGUCAAACACAUCUGGAGGGCACCAAGUUUGUGCGAAUUAGUGUAUAUUUAUUUCUCAGAUUAAUUCCAUUGCAGCUUUAGGUCAGAUUUAAUGGGUAAAAGACUACAGUAACUGUAAUUGCAGCACCAAUAUUGUAAAAGGCUGAAAUGAAAAGAUGUACGCCUAAUCUUCGUAAUUAAGAGAUUUGUAUGUAAAAGCCAGGUAUAUCUUUUCUUGCAAAAUGUCUGACUUCUUCCAUAAUGUAAACUACAGUAGAUCAGCUAUUUUCUGUAAACCUGAGUUGUGCUACAAUCAGAUUAAACAUAAAUGGUGGAAAACUAGAGCAAGUAGAUGAAUUUCUGCACAUUGAUAGAAUUGUUAUUAAAGAUGGGGAAAUAAAUGGAGAAUUUUAAGACAUGUAAACGCCUGUAGAAAAAUAGUAGGUAGCAUGUGGUCUAUUGCAAGGAAUAAAAGAAACAAAAACAAUUAUGUGUAACAAUGUGCUUCUGCCCACUUCAUUACAUGGAAGUGAAUUAGGUAUGUUAGGAGAAACAUAUAAGUUGAAUACAGCAGGGAUAGCUAUAUAAGAUUUGCGCUGUAAAACAAGAAAAGCUAGAGUCAAUGAAUGCUGAGUGAAAGUGGAUUCGCUCACUCAACAGUGAGUAACCAAUAUGAAAGAAGUAUGUUGAGGUGGUUUGGUCAUACAGAGAAUGAGCAUUGAAUUACAACUCAAAUAUAUGAAGGAAGAGUAAAUGGGCCAAGAGGAAGGGGAAGUCCAAAAAAUUAAUGGUUGUAUGGAGCUGAUAAUUUAAUUUAAUUUAAUUUAAUUGAUUUAGGCACCGCCCAACUCCAGAAUGACUCUGAGAUCCUGAAAAAGAGCGAGACGAGAAUUUUAAUGAAUAAAAGGCAGUGCAGGAAGUGGUAUAUGGGUGUGAUGGAAGCAAGGGUGGUUUGCAAGGGGAGAACAAUAUGGAAAAGCAUAGUGAAUGGUCUUUGUGAAAACAAGUUUGAAUUAGUUUUCUAAUGUUAUUAAUUUCUUUGGCUUCCUAUUUCUUACUCUUUUUCUGGACUCUGAAAAACAUUGUUUACUCUAAAAGGGAAUAGUGUGAUUGAUAUGUAUGAAGUAUGUAUGUGUGCAUAGUCUUGUAUUUAUUAAAUGGUAACUGUAGCAGUCACUACUAGAACUCAUAUACCUGUAUUAAGGUUGGUUGUAGCAGUCUGUUGUAAUAAAUUUCAAGUAAUCACCUAAUGUUAUGAGGGAAAUUUCAAGCAAUUAUCUAAUGUUAUCAGGCAAGGAGAGAAGUUUGUCAUAUACUCACAGCCCCUCAAGCCAGCCUUCUUUGGUGUGAUUCCUUCAUGUAUUUUGGAGUAUACUACUAUAAUCACUAUCAUAUUUGGCAAUUUUGACUGAGGAUGUAGUCAACAUAUCUGGAGAGUACUAAGUUGGGAAGGUUGUUCUUGAACUGUUUUACAUGAACCAACUUGGUGCUUUUAAUCUGUCAGUGUACUUCAGGACUGAUUUAUAUCUUAUUAUAGGAUCAUGAUAUCUAUACAAGAACAGGUUGCCUUUAUUUCCACAAUCCCUGUUGUAUAAUCACUUUAUACCACAAAUCACUGCAGUUCUAUCAGAGUUGCUACAGUAUGAUUCAAAAGCACAAUUGUAUCUUUAUCAAGCAAUACACAUCAUUACCCAAGCUCACAUAUAUAAUCUUUGUGUGAUAAUCAGUGAUGGAAGCAGUCAGGCUGACAAGAUCAAAACACAGAUGCUUUUUUCCCUGACUUUUUCCUUCACAAUCUUAUCUCAAAACAGAUAGCUUGCCUGUGAAAGUUGCACCUAGGUUAAUUUUCUUAAGAGAAUGGGCAAGGCUUCAGAAGUCUCUAUCAUCCUGAAUGAAGCAUCUCUUCUAUGCUGUAAAGCACCUCACUUUUCCUUUGGAGUCCUACUUGCCACAAGUUUUAUAUCUUGAUAUGUACAUACUGUACUGUCAUUCUGAUAUGGCAAGAACACCAUCUAUUUCAACUGGGGAGGAUGAAAUCAAUCCAAAUAAAAGUGAAUCCUAUUUUUUGUCAUUCAACAAAUACCUCCUGUAGCCUUUCAUCAUCUGUUCUGUUGAACAAGUCUCUGAAUGCAUUUUUUUUUUGGAGGGGGGAGGUGCUUCAGAGUCAGUUUUUGACUCCUGAUGACGGC
Messenger RNA from Python bivittatus (Burmese python), 8292 nucleotides. It is a transcript of the gene KLC4, whose product is annotated as kinesin light chain 4. Gene Ontology annotation, molecular function: kinesin binding. Gene Ontology annotation, biological process: microtubule-based movement. Gene Ontology annotation, cellular component: kinesin complex; cytoplasm. Lineage: Eukaryota; Metazoa; Chordata; Lepidosauria; Squamata; Pythonidae. The record is from RefSeq and is a predicted model, not a curated record.